GUGGGGACCCGGAAGUGAGAGGCGGGGGCCCGGCUAGACCCGGAGGGUGGAAUGGUUUCUGUAUCUCCUGGAGGGUGGAAUGGUUUCUGUAUCUCCUGGAGGGUUCCCACUUGGCCUUCAGUAAGGGUCAAGACGCAGGGGCUUGUACCAAAGGGGAGCAAAGCCGGGCUCUGCCCGAGGCCUCUAGGACCUCCGUCCCCCCAUGUCGGAGGUUCCCUCCCAGGAAUCCGACACGUGACCGUGAUGGGUGGUGGGACAGCCCUCACAGAGCAGAAGAACCCCGUAAGUGCCGUGUCUGUGAAGAUGCCUCCUGACCUGCCUUCCCUGCCGCUGAAGAUUGUGAUGCUGCUACUGCUGCUGCUGCCCCUGCUGCUGCCCCUGCUGCUGCCCCAGGCAGAAGCUCGCUCCUUCGUCGUGGAUCGGCAACAUGACAGAUUCCUCCUGAACGGGGUCCCGUUCCGCUAUAUUUCUGGCAGCCUGCACUACUUUCGGGUACCGCCGGUACUUUGGGCCGACCGGCUUCUCAAGAUGCAAAUGAGCGGCCUCAACGCUGUACAGUUUUACGUGCCCUGGAACUACCACGAGCCAGAGCCUGGGGUCUAUAACUUUAACGGCAGCCGGGAUCUCAUUGCUUUUUUGAACGAGGCAGCCAGAGCGAACCUGUUGGUCAUACUGAGACCAGGACCUUACAUCUGUGCAGAGUGGGAGAUGGGAGGUCUCCCAUCUUGGCUGCUUCGAAAACCUAAUAUUCAUCUGAGAUCCUCAGAUCCAGACUUCCUUGCUGCUGUGGACUCCUGGUUCCAGGUCUUGCUGCCCAAGAUCUAUCCAUUUCUCUACCACAAUGGGGGCAACAUCAUUAGCAUUCAGGUGGAGAACGAGUACGGUAGCUACAAGGCCUGUGACUUCAAGUAUAUGAGACACUUGGCUGGCCUCUUCCGGGCAUUGCUAGGAGACGAGAUCUUGCUCUUCACCACAGAUGGGCCUCAGGGACUCAGAUGUGGUUCCCUCCCAGGACUCUAUACCACUAUAGAUUUUGGUCCAGCUGACAACAUGACCAAACUCUUUGCCCUGCUUCGGAGUUAUGAACCCCAUGGGCCAUUGGUGAACUCUGAGUACUAUACAGGCUGGCUGGAUUACUGGGGCCAGAACCACUCCACCCGGUCCAGUAUAGCUAUAGCCCAAGGACUAGAAAAAAUGCUCGAGUUGGGAGCCAGUGUGAACAUGUACAUGUUCCAUGGAGGGACUAACUUUGGAUACUGGAAUGGUGCUGACGAGAAGGGACACUUUCUUCCAAUUACUACCAGCUACGACUACGAUGCACCCAUAUCUGAAGCAGGGGAUCCCACACCUAAGCUUUUUGCACUUCGAAAUGUCAUCAGCAAGUUCCAGGAAAUUCCCUUGGGACCUUUACCUCCCCCCAGCCCCAAGAUGAAGCUUGGACCUCUGACUUUGAGCCUGGAUGGGAAUUUGCUGUCUUUCCUAGACUUUCUCUGCCCCCACGGCCCCAUCCAUUCAGUUUUGCCAUUGACCUUUGAGGCUGUCAAGCAGGAUCAUGGCUUUAUGCUGUACCGGACCUAUCUGACUCACACGAUUUUUAAACCAACACUAUUCUGGGUGCCAAAUAAUGGAAUUCAUGACCGUGCCUAUGUGAUGGUGGAUGGGGAACUGAUGGGGGUUCUGGAGCGGAACUUGAAAAAUGAACUAUAUUUGACUGGGAAAGUAGGGGCCAAGCUGGAUAUUUUGCUAGAGAACAUGGGGAGGCUCAGUUUUGGGUCUAACCACAGUGACUUCAAGGGCCUGUUAGAACCACCGCUUCUGGGGCAGACGAUCCUCACCGAGUGGAUGAUGUUCCCCCUCAAAGUUGAUAAGCUUGUCAGGUGGUGGUUCCCCCUGCAGCUGAUGAAGAGAGCACAGCCUCAGCCUGCCUCUGGCCCUGCCUUCUAUUCCACAACAUUUACAGUGUUAGGGAAACUUGGGGACACAUUUCUGUACCUACCUGGAUGGACAAAGGGCCAAGUAUGGAUCAAUGGGUUUAACUUGGGCCGGUACUGGACAAAUCGGGGUCCACAACAGACCCUAUAUGUGCCAAGACUUCUGCUGUUCGGUAGAUCGAUCAACAAGAUCACAUUGCUGGAGCUGGAAAACGUGCCUCAGGAGCCCCAAAUCCAAUUUUUGGAUACACAUAUCCUCAACAGCACUCUGCACUGGGGAUAUGCCUAUUUUCUUCCAGAAACACAAGGUUCAUAUGAACCAAUGGAACUAAGUGGGCACUGAAAGAAAUAUGACCCUUGAAUCUGGGGCACAGGGCAGGAGCCUUUGGUGCUGGCCACAAUGACCAAAAGGAAUCAAAGGCUACAAUCCCUCUGAAUGUACGUACAGAUACAGUUUUCUUGCCAUACUUUAUUGUGAUUAAAAUUCCAAAGACAGGACUGGCUCCACACACCUCUGUGGCCCUGUCUUUGCCCUUGUUCCUGAGUGUCCUUCACCCCAUCUUCCACAUAAUCUCGAGCUUCAUGAGGAGGAAGAGAAACCCUAGGUCUGAAUGUGGCCCCAGGUGGUGUAAGAAAUCAGGAAGAAGGCCCCCCUGCCCGACUGCGAUGGUCUCGGAGGCAACGUGUGGAGCAGAAAGAGAAGUCGAGGUAGUGAAAGGGAAUGAGGCCUUGGAGGGAUACGCCACAACUCCAACAGCGUCUACACAAAAGGAGGAAAAAUGACUGAACGGAUGCCCCACAAACCUUCCCAUCUCAGCUUUGCCAGCUCUCAAAGAUCCCAGGGAACCUCAAAUCCCCUCCGCGAUCCUUCUCGACACCAUGAAGGCCCUCAUUCCUCAUGCCCCGAGUGAUCCUGAGGACACAGGAGGCCACCCUUUCAUUCCCGGGCCCCGUACCCAGCGUUGACAGCCGCAGAGUCAGGAACUGGAGGGCCAGGGGCUCCCAACUGGGCGGCGAGUCGGCGUUCUGCAGCCAGAGCUCUCUGAAAAGCAGAGUCGAUGUUGAAGAGUCGGCAGAGGUGAAGAGCUCACUCUGGAGAGGGGAGGUAUGGCCUCACCUUCUCUCUGUCACUGAGGGCAGCAAAUCGCCGCUGCUCUUCUUGCUCCUGCUCUUCCUGCUCCCUCUGCUUCUGCUGCUGCUGCUCCCGCUGUCGGCGGGCCGCCUUCUGCUCCUUCUUCCUUGCAGCCUGGCGGGCCUCCAUUUCUUGAGUCAGUGGCCCUGGCACCUGGAGGAUUUCCCAAAGUUACUGUAAAACUGUAAGGACCCCAUGAGGAGCCGAUGCCCUCCCACUCUGUAGCUCCUUUUCCAGCUCACCCGAGCCUUGUUGUAAUCAUAGGCAUCAAGAUUCUUCUCCAUGAACCUUCGGAAUUCAUUCCGUGUGGCUUUGUCAGCUGCUACAGUAUAAGGUGGCCGGGCCCUAGAGUCCCUAAGGGCAAAAACCCAAAACCGAGUUCAACUUGCCUCCUGCUUUUCCUGACAUCACCCAAGGAAAUAGUAUCAAGUGCCAACAGGAGCUACCACAUUAUGCUCUUAAUCCUAAACCGGCUCAGGAUGGAGAUACACUUACUGCACAGUAGGGUCAGCACCUGCCUCCAACAGAAGACGGACUACUAAGCCUCUUCCAGCUGCGGCUGCUGCGUGCAGGAGAGUAAAGCCACCAGAGCCCAAAGGGGCAUUGAGUAGAGACCUAACUCCAGGGUCGACAGGCCCCGCAGCUAGCUGGAGCUUUAGCACCUCAACUUCCCCAGCUCGGCAAGCAGACAGAAGCGUGUCCCAGAGCUCUGGCUGAUCAGGGGCUUUGGUUGUGACCACUUGGUCUGCCUGUGGGAGAGGCUCGUCUUGAGAUUGCUGGAGAAGAGUCCCAUGUGUCCCACACUGCUGGUCUUGACUUCUCUCUUUCUUCUUUUUCCUCCUCCUCCGCUUGGGCAACACCUCAAAUUCACGAAGAUCCAGGGUCCCCAGUGUCAACUCUACUAGCUCCAACUCUCCUUGGGAGCCAUCCUCUUCCUGAGACUCUGAACCUAGGGGAAUAUGAUGUUAGAUCUGUCUAAAUAGGGAGAGGGUGGAAGGAUGUGGGCAUCCUCAGAUGGGCUUACAUUUAUAAAAAGAUACUCAGAUCA
Molecule: messenger RNA, 4111 nt
Organism: Onychomys torridus (southern grasshopper mouse)
Lineage: Eukaryota; Metazoa; Chordata; Mammalia; Rodentia; Cricetidae
Gene: Glb1l
Product: galactosidase beta 1 like
Exons: 17
Coding region: 52-2274 (740 amino acids)
Biological process (GO): carbohydrate metabolic process
Cellular component (GO): vacuole
Molecular function (GO): beta-galactosidase activity
Source: RefSeq, a predicted model, not a curated record